Raphanus sativus (radish) is the source of this 1382-nucleotide messenger RNA. RefSeq names its product dihydroorotase, mitochondrial. The transcript is spliced from 8 exons. The record is from RefSeq and is a predicted model, not a curated record. Lineage: Eukaryota; Viridiplantae; Streptophyta; Magnoliopsida; Brassicales; Brassicaceae. Gene Ontology annotation, biological process: 'de novo' pyrimidine nucleobase biosynthetic process; pyrimidine nucleotide biosynthetic process. Gene Ontology annotation, cellular component: chloroplast; cytoplasm. Gene Ontology annotation, molecular function: dihydroorotase activity. The coding region runs from base 106 to 1233 and encodes 375 amino acids.
AUUUAUGCCCUCUCUCUCUCUCAAGCGUUCAGUCUCAUUUUCUGCGAUAAAGGAGAGGGUAUAGUAUAGCAUUCAGGUGGGGGAAUCUUGAAACGUCUUGUUGUGAUGAUAAGGUCUUUGGCUUCCCCUUGUAGUGGAUUUGGAUCUCAAAAACUUGACAGCUCUUGUAAGAAACUGAAGCAGAGAGCAGUAAGAAUGGAACUCACGAUCACCCAACCUGAUGAUUGGCAUCUUCAUCUCCGUGACGGUGAUCUUCUUCAGGCUGUUGUUCCCCACAGUGCGAGUAACUUUAAGAGAGCGAUUGUGAUGCCAAAUCUGAAACCGCCUGUUACAACCACUGCAGCUGCCAUUACUUACCAUGAAUCCAUCACGAAAGCUUUGCCACAUGGGAGCAGCUUUGAUCCAUUAAUGACUCUUUAUUUGACUGACAAAACCCAUCCUGAUGAAAUCAAGCUUGCCCGGGAAAGUGGUGUGGUUUAUGCGGUGAAGCUCUACCCUGCUGGAGCCACUACCAAUUCUCAAGAUGGUGUCACAGACCUCUUUGGAAAAUGCUUACCAGUACUUGAAGAGAUGGUCAAACAAAACAUGCCUCUGCUGGUUCAUGGAGAGGUCACAGAUCCAAAUAUUGAUAUCUUUGACCGCGAGAAAAUCUUCAUUGAGACAGUUCUCCAGCCUCUAAUCCAGCGCCUUCCACAGCUUAAAGUAGUGAUGGAACACAUCACCACCAUGGAUGCUGUGAACUUUGUUGAAUCUUGCAAAGGGUUUGUGGGUGCAACAGUCACACCACAACAUCUCCUUCUCAACAGGAACGCUCUUUUCCAAGGUGGAUUACAACCUCACAACUACUGCCUUCCCGUUCUCAAAAGAGAGAUACACCGAGAAGCCAUUGUUAAAGCUGUGACUAGUGGAAGCAAGAAGUUCUUCCUAGGCACAGAUAGUGCUCCACAUGAACGGAGAAGAAAAGAAUCAUCCUGCGGUUGUGCUGGUAUUUACAGCGCCCCCGUUGCCUUGUCCUUAUACGCCAAGGUCUUUGAUGAGGCUGGUGCUCUUGACAAGUUGGAAGCUUUCACAAGCUUCAAUGGACCUGAUUUCUAUGGCCUUCCGAGAAACUCGUCAAAGAUCACUCUCAAAAGAGCUCCUUGGAAGGUUCCAGAGGCUUUCUCCUUCUCCUUUGGGGAUAUCAUUCCAAUGUUUGCUGGAGAAACCCUUCAAUGGCAACCAUUCUUCCAAUGAAACCGGAGUACUUGUUUGUGUCUUUUUGGAUUGGAUUCUCUUAUGACUUGAGGAAUAAAAGCAAAGAAUGUUUUAUUAUGUGUUUUGAAUCUGUUUUUUUUUCUCUCUCUCAAUAUUUGAAUCUAAUUGACAGUACAAUCUUCAAUCAA